ACGGGUCAUAUUCUCUGAGAUCUUAAGAACGUCACUGAGCCCUUUGUACUCCGUGACCGGUCCUGAGGGCCAGUGAUAACCCCCGAUCAUCAUCUCUGUCCCUUUCCCCGUGUGGGGGAUGGGGAGGAAAUGAAGAGUGGCAAGCUGGAGGGCUCACAAGGCCUCCCAUUGUUACCCUCCUCUUAAAAGACUGCUGGCCUAUUGAAAAUGGCUGGCUCUACCUUCAGUGAGAGCCGGAGCUGCCUCCCCUCCUCUCCUGUUUGUGUGACCUUGGGAAGGUCCCUGGGCGUCCUUAGAGGCUGUUCUUAGGUGCCCGGGUUGGGGGAAAUCAGAUCUCAUGGUUUAUUAAGCAACUCCCCGGCCCAUGCACCUUGAGCUUCUAGUGACCCAGGAGGGAACUACCAUGCCCCAGCCCCUCGUCCCGUUUACUGUGGAAACAGAAGGAGCUGGCUAGGAGACGCCACCAUGGCAGUAGGCAACAUCAACGAGCUGCCAGAGAACAUCCUGCUGGAACUGUUCAUCCACAUCCCAGCUCGCCAACUGCUGCUGCGCUGCCGACCGGUCUGCAGCCUCUGGCGAGACCUCAUUGACCUGGUUACACUCUGGAAGCGCAAGUGCCUUCAAGAGGGCUUCAUCACCGAGGACUGGGACCAGCCUGUGGCUGACUGGAAGAUCUUCUACUUCCUGCGCAGCCUCCAGAGGAACCUCCUUCACAACCCUUGUGCUGAAGGAAAAGAAAUGAGGCCUCACAGACCCCAGGUUAAACCUACAGACUGUUCCAGAAGGGGCCUUGCCAAUGGAUGAAGGAGCAAUGAAGUCUCCCUCGCAUUCUGGUUCAAGAACAGAUUAUCUUCUGGUCAUCUGGAUGCCCUAAAGCCCAGGCUGUGCUGUAGCCUGAGAAUAAGCUACAAUAUAGGAAGGACCAUGUCUCCUGUCACAUGGUCAAACAUCAAGAAAAGUGAGGGAUUUGAGUUCUGGAGCCUGGACGUGAACGGAGGCGAUGAAUGGAAGGUAGAGGAUCUCUCUAAAGACCAGCGAAAGGAAUUCCCCAAUGACCAGGUCAAGAAAUACUUCGUGACUUCCUAUUACACCUGCCUCAAGUCCCAGGUGGUGGACCUCAAGGCUGAAGGGUAUUGGGAGGAGCUGAUGGACACCACCCGGCCGGACAUCGAGGUCAAGGACUGGUUUGCAGCCAGGCCAGACUGCGGGUCCAAGUACCAGCUGUGCGUCCAACUCCUGUCGUCAGCCCACGCACCACUGGGAACCUUCCAGCCGGACCCGGUGAUGAUUCAGCAGAAAAGCGAUGCCAAGUGGAGGGAGGUUUCACACACAUUCUCCAACUAUCCUCCCGGCGUCCGCUACAUCUGGUUUCAGCACGGAGGCGUGGACACUCACUACUGGGCCGGCUGGUACGGCCCGAGAGUCACAAACAGCAGCAUCACCAUCGGGCCCCCGCUGCCCUGAUGCCUCCUGAGCCCCAGUCCUCAGAGCCCUAAUUAGUAAACAGUCAGAAAGGGCCAGGCUUGGGAAGGGGAGGUGGAAACUCCCAGACCUCAUUGUUAGCCUUUGCCCCCAGCUGCCUGUGUGUGGAGUUUCUAAUGUCUGGGCCACCCUCCUCUCUAGCUCUCCAGCAAAGCUGCCCCUCUAAGGGUGCAGUGCCUGAGGAUAGGCAGAUACAACAGGUCUCCAUACUUCUCAUGCUUGCCUAGACCUGUUUCUACCCCUGACCUCUCUCCUUGUUCUCCUCAAGGGCCCUGGAGAGCAGGGACAGACAACAUAUCUGACAGGCUUGGGGACUGCCUUUAAUGAUGUCAUAAGGCAGAUCUAGGAUAGAAGGCUCUGCUGGCCAGUCCUUAGCCUGGUGGUCAGCUGCUGUACGCUCUCUGCUUUGGCUUUAAAGUCAGGCCUGGUACCAGAUAGGCAGGAUCAGACUAUCUUUGUCAUCCUACCAAUGAGUGCAGGACUCCCCAGAAGACUCCGGAUGAGAGGCCAGAUGAGGGGUAGGAUGGACCAGGGUUUUGAGUGGAAGGACCUGGCCAAGUCCUCUGUGGCUUGAAGAUGCCCCAGCCCCAUCGGUGGGAGCGUCAAUUCACACACUACCCCCUUGACCCUAGCACCACUCCAUCCCUCCUGUUACAUAGCCAAAUAAAAUGUUUCCAGCCUC
Messenger RNA from Mus musculus (house mouse), 2164 nucleotides. It is a transcript of the gene Fbxo44, whose product is annotated as F-box protein 44. Gene Ontology annotation, biological process: SCF-dependent proteasomal ubiquitin-dependent protein catabolic process; ERAD pathway; glycoprotein catabolic process. The transcript has 7 exons. Gene Ontology annotation, cellular component: cytoplasm; SCF ubiquitin ligase complex; nucleus. Bases 925 to 1464 code for a protein of 179 amino acids. Lineage: Eukaryota; Metazoa; Chordata; Mammalia; Rodentia; Muridae. The record is from RefSeq and is a predicted model, not a curated record. Gene Ontology annotation, molecular function: carbohydrate binding.